Hevea brasiliensis (rubber tree) is the source of this 963-nucleotide messenger RNA. RefSeq names its product G-type lectin S-receptor-like serine/threonine-protein kinase RKS1. Bases 1 to 963 code for a protein of 320 amino acids. The transcript has 7 exons. The record is from RefSeq and is a predicted model, not a curated record. Gene Ontology annotation, biological process: recognition of pollen. NCBI's taxonomy places the organism in Eukaryota, Viridiplantae, Streptophyta, Magnoliopsida, Malpighiales, Euphorbiaceae.
AUGGCCUAUGUGGACAAUGAGAAUGAGAUUUCCUUCUCGUGGAACAAUGCAUAUGGCUCAAUCUUGACAAGAGCAGUGCUGAAUGAGUCCGGCAUUUUCCAACGGUCCAAAUGGCAUGAGAACGAAGGUCGAUGGGAAGAGUUCGCGUCUGCGCCCAAGGACCAGUGUGACAGCUAUGGAUUAUGUGGAGCCUAUGGUAACUAUGUUCGUUACAAUGGUGAAUUCGACUGCACUUCUCUUCCCGGAAACGGUGAAGGAUUCGUAGAGGUGGCAAAUGUGAAGGCUCCGGAUACUUCAGUUGCUCAUGUAUUGGCAAAUUUGGAUACGAAAGCUUGUAAAAAUGAGUGCUUGAGGAAUUGUUCAUGCACUGCAUAUGCAAGUCUAGGUACGACAGAAGGAAGUGGAUGUUUGACAUGGUAUGGUGAUUUGCUAGAUACAAGAGUAUUUAAAGAAGGUGGACAAAGUAUAUAUGUGCGUGUGGAUGCACUCGAGUUAGCACAAAAUGGGCAACAUGAACUGUCUAUCUAUAGUUCUAGUACUCUCCCAGAUGAUCCUCCAAGGGAAAAGGAGCUUGACAGAUCUGGAAGUCAUCCACAUUUACCUUUCUUCAAUAUAGACACAAUAGUUGAAGCAACUGACAAUUUUUCCAACAAACUUGGAGAAGAUGCUUCAAUGGAGCCAAAAAUUUCAGACUUUGGGUUGGCUAAAUUGUUCAAGGAACAUCAAAUUGAAGCCAUUACAAAGCAAGUGGUUGGAACAUACUAUGGUGUCUUAAUACUAGAGAUCACAAGUGGCAAGAAAAACACGCAGUAUGACAAAGAAAGCCCUUCUCUGAAUUUGAUAGGGAAUGUGUGGAAGCUAUGGAGGGAAGGAAAAGGCUUGGAAAUAGUUGAUUAUUCAUUAUUGGAACAUUCAUACCCUUGUCAAGAAAUUUUGAGAUGCAUUCAGAUUGGACUUCUAUGA